Heterotrigona itama is the source of this 2648-nucleotide messenger RNA. NCBI's taxonomy places the organism in Eukaryota, Metazoa, Arthropoda, Insecta, Hymenoptera, Apidae. The record is from the annotation of a GenBank genome assembly.
AAUAAGUACCGACUAUAAGUGGAACCGCAUAUAUGUACUUGGUUGUUUCUUUGCUUUUGACACCUCGAUUGCUAGACCGGUAUUGGUAGUUUUGUAAUGAGUUCUUUGCUUUUAAGGUAGAAUUUAGAGCAGGAUAAAUUGUUUUUUUCGUAGCCUUCUUGUGAAUUUGUAUUAAAAAAUGGAAGACGUUCUUGAAGAAGUUGUUUCCUCUGAUGAUUUAAAGAAAUUUGAACGUAUAUAUAAUGAGCAAUUACGUUCAUCUGUUAUAACACAAAAAGCACAAUUUGAAUAUGCGUGGUGUCUUGUUAGAAGCAAAUAUCCUGCAGACAUCAGAAAAGGAAUAAUGUUAUUCGAAGAUUUAUAUUGCAAUCAUAGUGAUAGUGAGAAACGAGAUUGUCUUUAUUAUUUAGCUAUUGGAAAUGCUAGAAUAAAAGAAUACACGAAAGCUUUAAAUUAUGUCAGGUCAUUUCUUCAAAUUGAACCUGGAAAUCAACAAGUACAACAGCUGGAAAGAUUGAUCAAGAAAAAGAUGGAGAAAGGUUUUUUUUUUAUAAAUUAUUAUUGGUUUAGACAAGUAAACUUAUCAUUCAUUUUGAUUUGAGAUUUUAUGUUUUUGUAGUUUGCAUGCAAUGAAUUGAUCAUUUUAUUUUUUAUUACUUUCUGGAAUAAUAAUAUUUCAUUUAAAGUUUAUUAAUCAAUAAUAUUUCAAUUAAAGUUUAUUAAUCAAUUAAUUUAACAUACUAUGUCUUUAAAUAAUUUACAUAUAUUUUGAGUUAAAAAGUCUGCAUAUUAUAAACAUGAUAAUUUCAUUAUGCGUACUAAAAAAAAAGUACAAAUAUUUUAUAUCUGCAUAUACAUAUUAUUUACAUUAUGUAAUAGAAGAAUUGUGUUUUGCAUAUUUUUAAUUUGAAUAGUGCUACAUUAAUGUCAAUGUAAAUUUAUGGUUGUGAAUCAGAAUGUACCUUGUACUUCUUAUCUAAAAUGAUAGUAUUUAUCAUUUAAUUAUCAAAUAAGUCUUUUUAGAAUUUUUAUGGAAAUACUAAUUUUAUAUUAUUAAUUUUUCCUAUUCUUUUUGAAUGUAUGGUGUAAUGUUUUACACGUUUAAUAAAAAUAGUAUUAUACAAAAAAUCUUUUUAAUACCUUUACAGUAUUUUUUUUUCGUAUGAUAUAUAUGAAUAUUUUUCAUAAAUAUAUAUUUUUUUCAUUAUAUGAAUUUAACACUACUGAAAUAAAUUUUUAAGCUAUUGUAAGGAUUAUUUUUUUUUUUACAGAAGGUCUUUAUGGUAUGGCCAUUGCAGGAGGAGUUAUUAUUGGUAUUGCAAGUAUUCUGGGCCUCAGCUUUGCUAUGGUCAAAAGAAACUAAAUAAUUCAUGUGGAAAAACUUAUGAUUUUUGUGUGAUGCGAAACAGUUACUUUGUACAACGUGUUAUACACAAUUUGUUAAUUUAAAUAACCAAAGAUUUUGUCCAAAAAAGGAGAGAAAACGAAACAGAUAGUCAUUUUAUGCAAAUUAAGUAAACUGCGAUGCGAUUCGUAAUGUAGAAUGUCAAAUUUAUUUUUACAAAUAACAUAAAUAAUGCGUCAUGCGAACAAUUUAUAGCAAUAAAUAUUGCUUGUGUCAAUAUGUGUAUUAUUUUUUAAACUUUCGCAAUAUGAAUUGCUUUCGCUCAUGUAUUAAAAAAUCAUAUGUACUUUCUUUUUAAAUUGCAAAAAAUAAUUUUUUAAUAAUAUAUUACAUUAAUUUUUAAAAGAAAGACAUUCCGGAUUCGUAUUUUGCUGUUUAAUCAUUUAUAUAUAUAUAUAGUGCCUUGCUUAAUUUAAAUCUACGUAUGUUUCUUUCAACACCUCAGUACAUAUAAACAUAGCUUUUGUAUAUAAAAAUAAAAAUAUUGUAUCAUCCUAUUUAUGUGUAUUGUUACUUACUUAUGAUAAUGAAAUAAAUGUGUGUACUUAUGUCAACUAAUUUUUAUUUUAUAACUAUUUAAAUAUACUUUGCAUAAUCAAAAUAUUUUCAUAUACAAGGAACAAAAAAAAAGUUAAUAUAUUAACUUACCACUAUAUAUAUAUUUAUUAAUAAAUAUAAUAGAUUUAAAGCAAAUCAGUUUUAUCUUUUAAUGACUGAAUUUCGUUUUAAGAGGAAAUAAAUAAUAAAUCAAAAUAACAGAUAAUAAAGAAAAGAGGAGAAAGAUUGAAAGGUGAAUAGAUAUUAAAGAUAAAAUCAUACGGAUUGUCUUUUUAUAUAUAGAUUUAUUGAUGACUUCUUAAUAUCCGUUGAUAAAGUUGUUUAUGUACAAAAUAACGCUGGAGUAUUCCUAAAUAUUAUUAUAUUUAGUGACCUAUGUAAUGGCCAGGGACUCGCUAAAACCACUUUCUCCCCGUUCGAUUUUACAAGUUUACGCGUUCGCUUAGUUUUUACGCCAAAAUACAGAGCGCCGCUACUAUUUCGCUUGAGCACCUCCGCGUUUCCCUCGGCCUCCUCUCUGUUUUGUCUCUUCCGACAUAUAUAUUUACAUGUUCGACUAUAUCAGCCGCCACAAGGGUGGUGAAGAGGAAGCUGCUGGAACUGGGAUUGCACUCAUGUUUUUAUUAUAUACUUUAAUAGAGAUUCAAUAAGUGGGAGAAAAUUGUAUCGUAUAGGCGAUGAAUAA